UUCAGAGUCUAAAUGCUCUUUUGGUUGAAGGCAACUCAUUUCAUCCAGAGAGAUUCUAGAUGAAAUCAACCAGCCUCCAACACUCCCAAGAGCUGAAGGUGAUAGGAGAUCUCUAAGGAACACUUCAGUGUCCACUACAACAUACAAAGGCAUAAAAUGCAACUGCAUGGCUCAGAGAGUCCCUGACUCCGGUCUCAGCAAGAACAGAGGCCUUUAGCUAGUGCUGAAAACUUCAGAAAACAAGUUGCUACACAAUGAAUAGGGUCAACUCUCCUAAGAAAGUGUAUUUGAAAUAUUGUCAGUGAGGUCCCAGGUGGGAAGAGGAGAACAUCUGUGAUACAGAGGGAUUGUCUAUUUAAAUAUCUAUCCAGGAAUACUGACAUCUUAGGGGGGUUAAGUGAUGGGUCAAGUUCACUCACUUAUGGACCAUUACUCCCAACAAUUGCAAAAAACAUUCAUUUAAGGUCCAUAUGUCAUGUUCACAAUAUAAAACAUGUAUAUAUAAGGCCAUAGGCAAGUCUCAAUAAAUAUUGCAGAAUCAUACAAAGAAUAUACUCUGGCUACAAAGUUAUUAAACUAAAAAUCAAUGAUAAUAAGCCUUAUAGAAAAAAAGCCUCACUUUUAGCAAAUGGGUGACAUAUUUCUGAAUGACACUUGGGUAAAGAAAAGAAAUAUGAAGGAAAUUGGAAGAUACCUGUAUCUAAAUGACGAUUAAAACCGCAAUACUUCAAAAUUUUGGAUGCAGUUAGCACAGGGUGAGUUUAAUUAAAUUGUUACAGAGAAAAAUGAAAUGUUUACAGUUGAAGAGACAAAAUAGCUAAAAUCAGUUAAUAUCAUUUAUCUUAGCUUUUACCAUAAGAACUUUGAAAAAGAAUAAUAAAUUAAGCCCAAAUUGAAUAAAUAAAAGCAAAUAAUAAAAAUAAAAGAAAUCAAUAAAAUGUAACAACUGACAAACAAUAGAAAAAAAGUCAAGUCAAUUCUGCCCUCUCUCACAAAACUUAAUUUCAGAUGGAUUGUCUAUUUAAAUAUCUAUCCAGGAACACUGACAUCUUAGAAGAAGAAAAUACCAAACUGUGGAAAUAAAACGAAUUCUAAGGAGAUAAAAUUCUAAAAGUAGAUGCCUUUAGGGUAUCUACAGGAGUAGACUGGAGGAAGGAGUCACUUUUGGAAAGAGUCAAGAAGAACUUUCUGGGGUAACAGAAAUGUUUCAUAUAUUUUUUGGGGUGGUACUUACACGGGUACUUACAAGUGUCUAAGGUUAACCAAAAAAAAAAAAAACUAAAAUCUGAGCAUUUUAAUGUCCAUGAGUUAUAACUAAAUGUUUAAAAAUGGAGGAAACACAGUAUCUAGAGUACCUUCUGGCAGUGACGUUUGGGCACCUCUGGGGCAUAGGCUUUAAAAGCAUUCAUAGCACCUUCAGUUCAGGAAUUUUCUGCAAGUGGUUUUAUAGCCAAAAUGUGGAGUGAGUGCAAACAUCCACGUUGAGAUCCACAGCGUCACACAACUACAAAACCCCACUCUUGGGAUGUGAGCCAUAAAUUUUAAAUGGCUGCAUGGCUUCCUUUUAAAGAUGCUCUCCCCAUAGGAAAUCACAGCUCUUUUGGGAGAAGGAAAUUGAAGUUUUGAAUAUAUUUGGUGGGAAAGGAAGUCACCUGACCUAUGACUUGCUGAUUGAAGCUACCACCAUUAAAAUUUUCUAAAGUUUGCAAGACGGCAGCAACAUCUCAAACUAUGUGAGAGAGGAGACUAAGGGCUGAUGUGGAUUUUCCUUCCAGAUGUAUUUAUUGAACAAGACCAAAUCAUAUAUUUUACUUUGAAAUUUCUCCUUUUCUAAUUUAAGUUCAUAGAUUGGGAAUAACAGACAGUUUGUAUGAACAAGUGUCUGACUAAGACUAAAAUACAGACUCUUAAUCACACUGUGGCCUUGAAGCUAUUUUCUUUUCCUGAUCUUGGAAGGAAUAAGGGAUGAAACACCAAGGCCAUGCCUUGGGGGAGGAGGCAUCAGAGAGGAGAGCAAGCAAUGAAAGUGAAGCAAGAGUUCAGGUGAUUGGCUGAUCUGGAAAGCACAACAUAAAAAGCUCCAGUCCUGCCCUUGGAGAAGGAGGAGACCAGGACCAAGGCUCUUUCAUCGGUCUUUUAACAAUCUAAUAUCCUCUUCAGGGUCACCCUGUUGUACACCUGUCCCCUACUGUGUACUGCUUCCUGCAUUGGCCAUGACUGGGUGGAGCUGCCUGGUGACAGGAGCCGGAGGAUUUCUGGGCCAGAGGAUCAUCAGCUUGUUGGUGCAGGAGAAGGAACUGCAGGAGGUCAGGGCCCUGGACAAGACCUUCAGACCAGAAAUCAAGGAGAAAUUGUCUAAGUUGCAGACAAAGACCAAGGUGACAUUGGUGGAAGGCGACAUUCUGGAUGCCCAGUGCCUGAGGAGCGCCUGCCAGGGCAUCUUGGUUGUCAUCCACACAGCUGCUCUUAUUGAUAUCUGGAAUAUCCAUUCCAGACAGGCUAUCAUAGACGUCAAUCUGAAAGGUACCCAGCUCCUGUUGGAUGCCUGCAUCCAAGCUAGUGUGCCAUUCUUCAUCUACACCAGUUCAGUAGAAGUAGCAGGACCCAACUCCUACAAGGAGAUCGUCCAGAAUGGCCACGAGGAAGAGCAUCAUGAAACUAUAUGGAUGGCUUCAUACCCCUACAGCAAAAAGCUGGCUGAGAAGGCUGUGCUGGCAGCUAAUGGGAGCACUCUGAAAAAUGGGGACACCUUGUGGACUUGUUCCUUAAGGCCCAUGUACAUCUAUGGGGAAGGAAGCCCUGUACUUUCUGGAAUUGUGAAUAGGGCCCUCAGGAACAAUGGAGUCCUGGAAAAUACAGGAAAGUUCUCUGUAGCUAACCCGGUCUACGUGGGCAACGUGGCCUGGGCACACAUUCUGGCCUGCAGGGCUCUGAGGGACCCCAAGAAGGCCGUGAGCAUCCGAGGACAGUUCUACUACAUCUCAGAUGACACACCCCACCAAAGCUAUGAUGAAUUGAAUUCCACCAUGAGCAAAGCAGGUGGCGUCUGUCUUGAUUCCAGGCAGGGCCCUCCUCUCUUUCUGAUGUACUGGCUUGCCUUCCUGCUAGAGAUAGUGAGCUUCUUGCUGAGUCCCAUUCACCAGUAUCAACCCCCAUUUACCCGCCACCUGCUGACAUUGUCAAAUAGUGUAUUCACCUUCUCCUACAAGAAAGCUCAACAAGAUCUGGGGUAUAAGCCCUUAUAUAGCUGGGAAGAAGCCAAAGAGAAAACCAUGGGGUGGGUCACUUCCCUGAUAGAGGAGCACAGGGAAACCAUGAAGACCAAGUCUAAGUGAUGUGGAGAUGGCAGGGAUAUGGACAUGGGUGCUGUCAGGAGCUAUCUGUCAGGUUCUUACUCCUGGUUUCUUCCAGAAACUGAGAAGCCCAAGUCCAAUAGCCUCCCUUUCACACAAUGGCCAACUUAGUCUCUUCCUCAGAAAACUUCCCAGUUACUGGUCCAACCAAAAGCUUUCUGCCUUAAUUUCUGAGGAAAUUAAGCUGCUUUGCUUAACCUGCUGUUAUCAGUUUCUGUUGCCAGUUUGGGACUGUUUGGGACAUCUUAUAACCUAGAGUUUUGUCUAUUGAUUCCAUUAUCUUGCUCCUAAGCUAAAGUGUUUCUUUUCUUUGGAAAACUCCUGUUCCUUCACAAACUCAAUGAAAAGACCAAUAAAUGUUUAAAAACUAA
Molecule: messenger RNA, 3724 nt
Organism: Marmota monax (woodchuck)
Lineage: Eukaryota; Metazoa; Chordata; Mammalia; Rodentia; Sciuridae
Gene: Hao2
Product: hydroxyacid oxidase 2
Exons: 4
Coding region: 2214-3335 (373 amino acids)
Biological process (GO): steroid biosynthetic process
Molecular function (GO): 3-beta-hydroxy-Delta5-steroid dehydrogenase (NAD+) activity; FMN binding
Source: RefSeq, a predicted model, not a curated record